Symbiodinium pilosum is the source of this 1686-nucleotide messenger RNA. Lineage: Eukaryota; Dinophyceae; Suessiales; Symbiodiniaceae. The record is from the annotation of a GenBank genome assembly.
AUGACGCUUCUGCAAUCCAAUGAAUUUAAAUUUCCACGUGAUUUUCUUUGUGUCCAUUUGGAUGAUACCUGGCAGGUGGCGAGCAGAGACUUCCUGGAACCCGAAGGCGUGGCAGCGCUGGUCAGGGCAGUCCUUCGGUCUCUUCAUGCGCCAAAGCGGGUCGAUGGGAAAUGGGGGCUGUCCAAGACUGUUCAUUUGGUACCUGAGAACCUAGUGACCUUUUGGUCUGGACAUUCCCCGCGACAUGUACUUCCUUCGCUCGCGGCAGCAGUGGGCGUGCCGGAAGAGCGCAUCAACUUUCUAGGACGCUGGGCGGUUGCCAGGUCUGCAUCCUCCACAUACAUCUUGACCAGCAGGCAGGUGGUUCAUCAGAUCCAGGCCCAAAUUUGCCGGGCCCUGCUUGAGGGCGAGCCCGCACCUGGCCUAGUGGAGGAGGAGCUUUUCCAGCAGAUGCAGCAGCGCGUGGCAUCCAAAGGGGGCGAUGGUUCACAGGCGGCCGUGGGGCAUCAGGUGCUAUCGUGGAGCACCCAGUCUUCCAGUUGGUUCUUGCGUUCAAAGUUCCCGGCAAUUUCGGUCGACCCCGCCGCCUUAAAGCAGGCGUUGGACACUUCGCCUACGCUUGAGGUGCCUGAUGGCGAGGUCGCCGACGAGGCACCGUACUUUGUCACAGUGAGCCGGAGUGGUUUCCGUAGGCUGCAUGUGAGCAAGGCCUGCAGUGCAUGGGAGGCAUGUCAGCAGUUCGCUGUCAAAGAACAGGAGCUAAAGGCAGAGGCCCGUGUUCUCGGGGUUCCGAGGCCUGUCACCCAAACUGACAGGGCAGCCGUGCGAGCCUCUUAUAUUGCCGCGCACGGAAACAUUGAGGACUCCCUGGAACCAUCAGAUGAUUAUCUUUCGGCAAAGGCAGAAGAGCUUGAGUCCCACGAGCCCACUGCGUCACCACUCAACGAAGUUACCUCAAAACGUAGUGCCAGGACCCUUGGCAUUCAAACUUCCAUUGACGCUGGGGGCCAGAUCCGAAUCGUCAGGAACAAGCAGAAGGGCCAAUAUGUGGUGUUUCUUGGCGUUAAUUUCUUGUUGGGCGAGAAAUGCUACUUGAUGAAGAUCCAUGGUGGCAAAGGCAAUGAGGCCACGCCAUUACGUCCCCCUUGGCACAUCCUCAUCAACUACGAGCACGAGCUGCGACGUGAGGCAGUAAAGCGGGCCCACACUGAGAACAAGCCUCUGAAGGAUACAUUGGCGGAAGUCUGCAAGGAUUCUGAGCUCAAGGAACGAUUCUUCACCAGCCCCAUUGCGCUGCAGCCAAGGGCCCUGGAGAUGGGUAACAAGCGUGCCUGGGACACAAAAGGCUCGCCCUGGUUCAAGGGCAAAGGCAAAGGUUGGCAGGAUGUUCCAGUUCCUGACCCAUCUUGGAAGUGGCUCCGCAAAGAUGGCAAAGGCAAGCAGCAGAAAGGCAGGGGUAACAAAGGCAAGGCGACGGCCUCCAAGAGUGGUCACAGCCUUACGGACCGCACCCCAGACGGGCGCGAGAUUUGUUUCGCGUUCAAUGCUCAGGGCUGUGAUGGCUCCUGCGGCCGUGUACACGUGUGCCGUGUGAAAGGAUGCAACGCGGCGCAUGCAAUGUGGCAGCACUUCCAGAAGCUGUCCAUCAGUGCGGAUGGAAGGGAUGCCCCGGCCUCGGCCAACUGA